AUGAAUUUGAACUUCCUCGUCUCAAUAUGGGCCAUAUGUGGAACUGCUGGCGCAGUCCCUCAGUAUGGUUCCAUCGAGUCUACCGUCACUGUUUACGCUCCCUGUUCUGAAGUUCUUGCUCCAUUUCCGACUGCUGUAGCAAGCAAUCGUAUGGCACAAGUUUCUGCAGAUACGUCUCUACCUGUUAAUGUCACACCUACCAUUCUCAACUAUUCGCCAGUAGGAUUUUCGAAAUCGACCUGGGCUAUCGGAGCUUCUCCAUCAUCAAAACUUGCUGGAUCACUCGAGACUGCCGCUGGAGUAAUACAAAUCCCCCAGUCAUCCAAUGACGUCUUUUCUUUCAUAGUCGUCAAAGGUACAACUAGCUGGUUGAGUGGCCAAACGCCAACGAGCGCUCCAAGUCAAUCUUUCGUUGUCAUUACGAGUGCUAUAACAGUGGUUCCUUUAUCGAUUCCACCUCCGUCUGUAUCUACGUCGACUUCCAGCAGUGAAGUUGUGGUUAUAUCCACAGAAACCGGUAUACAUCUUUCAACUGUUCCAUCUCCAACUCUAUCGUCUCCAUAUUCUUCUGCGAAAUCCUCCGGUAGUGAGCCCGUGAUUAUAUCAACAGAGAUGGUUAUUCCCCUGUCAACUCUGCCGUCGUCUCAAUCCUCAUCAAUGACAAUUACGACCAAAUCGGUAUCUACCAGUGAGCCUGUGGUCAUGUCAUCAGUAACGAAUACUCCUGUAUCAUCCACUUCCCAAUCGUCUUCAUCAGUUUCAAGUCAACCAGAAUCUGUCAGCAAUGUGGUAUUUACUUUAACCACCACAAAAACAACCUUUGUUCCUUUCUCAACUCCACUUCCAACGACAACUGCUAGUAGCAAACCUACAUUUACAUCAACCGGCGCAAUUAUUUCUUCACAGUCCAGUACAAAUUACGCAUCUUUCAAUGGAACGAUUAUCUCCAGCACUUCCACAUCUGCAUCGGUAACUCCUCAAAAUACAGUUGUUUCUACCUCUACAAUUUCUUUCAAUCUCUCAUCCAUGGGAAGCAAUCUUUCUACUAAUGCAAACCCACUUUCGAGUUUAUCUUCUGUCUCAAUCCUAAUCCUAUCUAAACCUGAAAUCUCUGAUAGCAGUAUCAAGCCAGUGGCCUCAGUUCCAUCAACCAUCCUACCAAGUGCCGUUGAGCUCUCACCAUCAUUGACUGCCAAUACCCGUUUCAAGUCGGCUUCGUCAUUGGCCACUCUUACCGUCCCUUCUCCAAUAUCUGUGGUUUCUCAAUCAGCUUCAGGUAGAAUAUUCACCGGCAUUGCCUCCAAUGCAGGUGGAUGGAACUCAACGUCUCAAACAGCAUCGAAAUCGGCAUUCAAUACAUCUAAUUUUGACACAAUUAAGUCUCUGACUACUUUGACUGGAGUGGAAGGUUCUCAAGCUGCUGCUCAAACUUCCCAUUCUGUUUCUGCCACUUUGACUACUUCGGAAUUCUCAUUGAUAAUGCCGACGUCAAUUUACAAGUCGAUUUCGUUGUCUAAGGAUACUUCGUUUUCUACAGAUACUUCAACUUCUAGCUCCACUACAAUGCCUAGUUUUACUUCGGUUUCCAGCUUUAAUGCAACAUUCUCCACCUCUUCCUUAUCGAAGUCUACUCCAGCCUCAAUCUUGACUCCAGUAUCCAAUGCUACUUCAACACCUCAAUCAAGUUCAUUGUCUACAGUCGCGCCAAUAUCCAGUUUUAUUUCGGUGAUUAAAGGACCAAGUUCCGUCACUUUCCCCAACUCAACAUCCUCUACAUCCACUAGCAUCAUACCCUCAGCCACACCCACAAACUGCGGAGAGCGUGGAGACUUCGUCUUGACUUUCGAUGACAUCCCACCGCUAUCCGUCUCCAACGCAAGCGAUACUGACGUCCAGCCCGAACCGUUAUUCAAUCCAUACCACCAAUUCCUCUUCUCGGAUGGUUUCGCCGUCGUUCCACCACCAAAACGUCUUCCCUUCCUCCCAUCUUCGAAACCACUCCUCCUCGAAUUCAUACCCAACUUCGAAGCCAAUUCCUCAAACAGAAAAACAGGUCCAAAUGCCGCAGAUCAUGGCUUCUCGGGCCAGAUAGGAAGUGGCGACGAAGGACACACCGGAUGUUUUAAUCUCAAUCUGUACGGAGCAUCACUCGGUUGCGACUCCACGGGUCCUUCAUGUGAUUUCACGUUCACUGGAUACAAGUACGACGUAACUUCUAAGGAGACCUCUCUCGUAACCCAACAAGUUAUCGAUGUUCCCGCUUGUCCUGAACUUGCCAAUUGCGUUCUGACAAAUGUUGAUUUAGACUCUAGUUUUAAGGAUUUAACGUAUUUUUUCAUGAAUGUGACGGUGGCUGGCAAACCGAAACUUUGGUGGAUGGAUGAUCUUCGUUUGGGAUGGUCGGAUAAUAGUUGUGCUAUGGGUCUUUGUCGUCAGAACGCUCAUGUGCGUUAG
Botrytis byssoidea is the source of this 2454-nucleotide messenger RNA. RefSeq lists its product as uncharacterized. The record is from RefSeq and is a predicted model, not a curated record. Bases 1 to 2454 code for a protein of 817 amino acids. The transcript is spliced from 2 exons. Lineage: Eukaryota; Fungi; Ascomycota; Leotiomycetes; Helotiales; Sclerotiniaceae.